CUUGCCCCUUCGGUCCAUCGCCCGUCUUCUUGACUUCCUGCUGCUGCCUUUACCUUGUGGCGGUCGAGCUUCUCCGCUCUCGUUUCCAGACGAUCGGAAGCCAACCAGAGAGGGAAGAUGAACGACGCCGAUGUCUCCAAGCAGAUAGAGCAGAUGGUGCGGUUUAUCCUCCAGGAGGCGGAGGAGAAGGCCAACGAGAUCUCCAUCUCCGCUGAAGAGGAAUUUAACAUUGAGAAAUUACAACUUGUUGAAGCUGAAAAGAAGAAGAUCAGACAAGAAUAUGAACGUAAAGAGAAGCAAGUUGAAAUUCGGAAGAAAAUUGAAUAUUCAAUGCAACUUAAUGCUUCUCGUAUCAAAGUUCUUCAAUCUCAAGAUGAUUUAGUCAGCUCCAUGAAAGAGGCUGCUGCAAAGGAGCUCCUGGGUGUCAGCCAUCAUCACAUAUCGAAUGUUAUCCAUCAUGAUCAUUCAUAUAAACACCUAUUGAAGGAUCUCAUUGUUCAGAGCUUGCUCAGAUUGAAAGAACCAGCUGUUUUGUUGCGUUGUCGGAAAGAAGAUCAUCAUCUUGUGGAGUCAGUUUUGGAGUCAGCAAAAGAAGAAUAUGCAUCUAAAGAAAGUGUUCACCCACCAAAUAUUGUUGUAGAUGCCAAUGUCUACUUACCACCUGCCCCUAGUCACCAUAACGCUCAUGGUCUCCAUUGCUCUGGUGGUGUUGCCUUGGCUUCUAUAGAUGGAAAGAUUGUCUGUGAAAAUACACUUGAUGCAAGACUGGAAGUUGCUUUCCGCAAGAAAUUGCCUGAGAUAAGGAAGUGUCUCUACGGACAGGCUGCUGCGUAAUUUACACUCGCAUCGGCUUAUGAUAGAUGACUUCUCCAUCGUUGUCUAAAAUAAUGAUCUCCGUCUGGAAUAUAACACUCUUUGAAUGUCUUAUCUGAGCAGAUGAUUAUGAAAUCUGUCUCGUAAUAUUUCUUACCGUGACUGAGCCGGCAAUUACUGGAGUUUCUUUGUUGUGAUUUACUGAGUCAUCAAAUUCCCCUGGAAAGAUGAAAUAAACAAGUUGUUAGUUCAUUCAUACGUUUGCAGUUUAAAGCAUCUGUGUCAUUGUAUAAUUGAUCAUUGUAUGGUAUUCCAGCUAUUUAUGUUUGGCAUAAGAGAAAUAAGAAAAAAAGUUUAAGUA
Molecule: messenger RNA, 1174 nt
Organism: Zingiber officinale
Lineage: Eukaryota; Viridiplantae; Streptophyta; Magnoliopsida; Zingiberales; Zingiberaceae
Product: V-type proton ATPase subunit E-like
Exons: 6
Coding region: 118-834 (238 amino acids)
Biological process (GO): proton transmembrane transport
Cellular component (GO): proton-transporting two-sector ATPase complex, catalytic domain
Molecular function (GO): proton-transporting ATPase activity, rotational mechanism
Source: RefSeq, a predicted model, not a curated record